AUGUGGCUGUGGGCGUUGCUCCCCAUCUGCCAGGCUGUCUUUGGCACUCUGGGCAUCUGGACUGUGUUCGCUGUUUCUGUAUUAAAUGGAUCAGUGAACCUCACAGAAGGAUUCCCUUACAUCAGUGAGUGUGGAUCGUACAACCCUCAGAGCUGUCUCUUCUCCCAGAUGUGCAACAUCUGCUCUGUUUUAGCCCUGUGGAUCGUCAUCAUCCGUUUCCAGCAGGUGAAGGACUUUGGUAAUCAUGGAAAGGCCAACAUAGCCGGUAUUAUUCUGGGAUUCAUCUCCUCUGUAGGCAUCUCCAUCAUUGGCAACUUCCAGCAAUCGGUCGUAAAGAGCAUUCACCUGCUGGGAGCGUUCCUGGCCUUCUUCCUGGGUCUGGCCUACUUCUGGGUGCAGCUGCUCCUGACCUACAGGGCCGGUCCGUCUCAGGACCGCUGCUGGGUCGGGCCGGUCCGGGCCGCCUGCUGCAGCCUCUGCACCCUGCUGGUCGUCCUGAUGGUGGUUCUCCACAACACCGGUUCUCCCUCGGGGGCUGCGGUGUGUGAGUGGGUUCUGGUCAUGCUGUUCUUCGGUCUGUUCGGCCUUUUCGCAGCUGAGUUCAGACACAUCGACUGCCACCACCUCACUAUCCAGAAACCAUCUCUUGGGAAUGCCUCAGUAGUGGUCAAUAGUUUUGUUGUAGAUGCAUUUCAAACUGAAAACACAAAAGUACAAUAACGUAUAUAAGUGCAUGUGGUUCAAAAACAGCAAUCUUCCGUCAUAAUGUAUUGAAUUCUUUUAUAGAGUAUCUGAUAUUACCAUACCGUAUAUAAUAUAUUUUUCUAUAAACAUAAGAAGUUAAAGUAAGAACGUGCAAUAAAGAUCUGUCAACAUAUAGAUCUGCAUAUGUUGUUUAUCUGUAUAUUUGAAUUUCUAAAGAAAAGCUGCAUUAUAACCUGUAACAAAAUGUUAUGUUAUAUGUUGUCUCAAGUGUUUACAGCAUUUACGUUCCUUUUAGUGUCGUCUAGCCGUUCUUUGAUCGACCUGUGGGCAUUGUCUUUCUACUAUUUUUUUACAGUUACAUAAUUCAUUGUUUGCCCCUUUAGAUAAAAGAAAAGUAAUCAUAUUAAAACUCAUCAGGAUUUCA
Molecule: messenger RNA, 1129 nt
Organism: Gymnodraco acuticeps
Lineage: Eukaryota; Metazoa; Chordata; Actinopteri; Perciformes; Bathydraconidae
Gene: tmem150b
Product: transmembrane protein 150B
Exons: 6
Coding region: 1-720 (239 amino acids)
Source: RefSeq, a predicted model, not a curated record